AUGGAAGUUGUACUGCGAGGCAAAAAAAAGAGGAGUAAGAAGGAAAAAGAACAGAACAACAAACAAGAAGAACAGAAGGAGGAAGAAGAGGAGAAGCGGGCAGAAGACGAAAUCAUAGAGAAUGUCAAGGAGAUACUACAGAGUCGGAAGACACACAAUGAAGAUAGUCUGAAGCACGUCACCAUCUGGAUUGAGGAGAAGCUAAAUUUGGCGAAGAGGAUUGAGGGGCUUUUUCCCGAAGAGGAAGAGUACGCAGGGCACUUACAUACGGAGGGACGAAAAAAGAGUAUCCUCUACGCCCAGAAGUACAUACACGGGAUAUUGAAGGAGAUACCGCGAGCAGAAGGCGGGACAAAGCCAUCAAACAAAGAGGGUUCGUCUGCGCUCGAGCUUACCUUCGACGGUAACACUGCAUCCCUUUCAUCCCGCGCCCCCCUCCUCCCAAGCGAAGAACAACUAGCUGCGGACCAGGAACAUAAAGAAGCUCAAGCAGUAGACGAAUUGAAGCUCGCUGGCAGGAAAACAAGUAGUUCCACCUCGGAAACCUCCUCCGAGCAGCGCAAAGGUGGAUCACCCGACGAGCAAAGUGUAGCGGUGACCGAGUUUGAGACUCACGGACCAGAAGUCGCCAGCUCAGAACCACAAGUCAUCUCUACGACCGGUGAUGAUCGUGCUGCAGCGGACGAAAGUAGAACCUUGCUAGAAGUAACCACUUCGGCUUCUUCUUCCGCUGUGGCUUCUACCACCAGUCCGGGGGAGGCCGGAGGACAAGGGCAGUACGGCUACGGUUUAGAAGAAUCCUCUGGAAACCACGGGAUGAACAAGGGAAACUCCAGUUCGGAAAGAAGCAGGUCCACCCGCCCCGGGAGCACAAAGUACAGGGAAGAAACUUUCAACGUGCACACUUUCAAUCCAGCCGACAUGCAGGACUUGGCGCGGUUCGUGCAGAAGCAUCCAUGGGCGUUACACUUUGGCAUUUUCGCCGCAGCGCCAGUACUGUAUCGUAAAGAAAAAUUUCCCCCCCUCCCCAUAUCGAAAAGGAAGCCACAGAGAAUUUGCAAUGCUGAUUUGUGGCCACAAAUCGUAUCUGUCUUGCAAGGAGGCAAUUGCACAGCCUGCGCCGCAUUGAGCAGGCGGUUUGUGAUGCUGUUGGGUCUGCAGUGUGGACCUUUGUAAUGCUCGGCGCCUAUGUGGUCAAGACCCUCGCUUCCCAGGGUUGGCAUAUGCCUGCAGUUCUCUACUGCAAGACAAAUCUGAUUUGUGUACGCAUAUCCAGCACCACGAGUGUCCUUUUCGAUAUGGGGAGGGCGGGGGAUUUUUUCUUUUGAUAUCUUGGUGUUCGUCUUCUUUUGCUGGUACCAUGGAAUCUUUCGCUAUGCAGUGCAAGUAUCAGUAUGUCUGGUUUUGGAAAGAUGCGAACUUGUGAUGCGCAUUUCACAUCACACAAAAAUCUGUCAUGCAUGUAAACCAAAAGGUGCAUAUUUCGCGCCACCGAAAAAAGGGCUUUGUCAUGCGGGUUACGCAUUAGGAGACCUUCUCAAAACCUGUAAUGCUAGGGCGUGCAUGGUAGACCUUCUUGGUCAUGCCAAAGCUGCAUCACAAACCUCUGCAUUCUUCCAGACCCAGCCAUAUGUGCAUUUGAUAUUCGCCGGAUCUUCGCGAUCUGCUUUCGGUACUACAAAGGUGAUGGCGGUGGAAACAGAAACUAUAUCCUGAGUAAAAACGUCCCCACACCAGAGUCAAGAUACGGAAUCUGCUAGGCAAAUUAGUCAGCUUUGUUUGUUUCAUUCGCAUGGCAAGUCUGUCCUCGUCGUGUAAUCCUGUCGAGGUAGUUUAGAAGCAUCACAGAAUUAGCAUAUCAGGCUGAUUUUAGCAUCACAAAUUCCAAAUAAACACGACUAGAAAAUGCUUCUUAUGGGGCUCCGCACGAGAAACUUUCUUGGCAUGCAGACUUGCAUGACAGCUCUGGGGUGGGGGCGUUUUUACACAGAAUAAACUACGGAUCGCCGAGGCGGGGUAUGCAUUGCAUAUGUUUGGGUCUGGAAGAGUACAACUUGUCAUGCUAAGUCUGAAUCAUGCAAAGCCCUGUGUUGCAUGAUUACAAAGAUAGCUGUCCACUUUUGAGCAAGCCAAGAGGCAGUUUCUCAUGCGGAAAAGGCAUCGCAAAGAUCUCACAGAAUCUGUGAUGCCAGGGCAUGCAUCACAGACCUCAUGCGUCAUGCAAAACGUGCAUGACAAACGUUGCACUUUUCCAGACCCACACAUAUUUGCAUUUGAUACGGGGAAAGGAGCAGCAAAGUGGUUUUGAAGAGGACAAACUGGCGGGGUCUUACGGAACGAUGGCGGAAUCUGGUUGGGACAAGGAACAGGCGGUAGGAGAAGAGGUAAGAAUAGAAAGUAGACACAUGUCCAGUGCGUUUUUUUGUGUAUACUUGGGUGUUUUGCGUCUACGAGUGUGAUUGUUCGCAGACCAGACAUUACGAACAAUUCCUCUUCGUUAAUAUCAGGCUCCGACGCACUCGCACGACACCCAAGCUGCGCUUGCUUGUUCUGGUUCGCCACCACUCACGGCACUCCAUGGCUGCGGCGAAGGGGAGGGAAAGGUAUAGCGGAGGUUUGUCAUGCGUACUUAAUGGCGUGUGACCACUUUGUGGUCCUUGCGAAGGUGAAAUGAAGCAAGUUAGUAUGCUGACUUUGUCGUGCAGUGUCGCAACAUGCUUACUAACAUACACAGUACAGAGCUUGUCAAAAAUCUUCCAAAUAAAGGUCUUGGCUUCGGAGGGGGUUGGUGCUGUGAUUUCGGGCGAAAAAUGCUUUACGGUCUGGAACGGGGUUGCGGAAAACGUACUUAGGUUUACUUGAUCUGAAAGUUUGAUGUUGUCAUGCACAGUUUCUUUGCAUUGUUUUGCAUCACAAGAUUCUUUUUUUACAGAGUUUUUCAAAAAUCUCCAAAAAGGUCUUGCCUUCGGGGGUCAACGCUGCUGUGAUGUCGGGAGAAAAAUCGUUCACGACCUGGAACGGUGGUCAGGAAGACGUACUUACGUUUACUUGAUCUGAAAGUUUCACUUUGUCAUGCGCAAUUUCUUUGCAUUGUGAACACGUCUGUGCCUAGUGUGCGAACUUGUGCUCGUGCUUGAACAAGAUCAAGAAGGAAAAAACUUCUUAAGUAAACAACAGGUCGUCAACAACGCGACGGUGGAAAACAAAAGCGCCGCGAUGGAUUCCGUACUGGGAAAGGGGAAUCUCACGCCUGAUAACGGCAAAUGCGAUCUAUCGGACGGAAAAAGUCGUCAGUACAUGCCUGUGGGUCGUUUUUGUGUCGUUCACAUUGUUCUUUCAGAGUUUCAACGCAUGAGUUGUAUGUUACAAAAGCAGUUGCGUCUCACUCGAGGAACGCCUUCUUCAUAAAUUUUGACGCCGAUUAUGAUGCGGCACAACUACGUUUUUAGCAUGGAAAUCGAUGCACAAAAGCUAUUUCACAGGCCCUUUUUUUCUGGCUGAUAUCAACACGAGGCGGAGAGCGGGCUCCCGCAAGUCUAGAGGAGCUUUGGGUUUGGAACGGGGAUGUUGUGCUUGUUGUGCACCAUCUGUGCUAGUAGGGCAUCCUCGGUAGUCUAGGUGAAAAGCAAAUUUCUACAUCUUUGCUGGCGCAAUAUCAGUAUGUAGAAAAAGUGAAGAAAAAUUCAUGCUUUCGUGGAGCAGUUUGUUUCGAGGAAUCCACCGAACUCGCACGCAGGAUGGGACGUUGGCCUUCCUGCUGCAUGAUCUGGCGUUGUUUCCUCCUUCGAUUAAUAAAUUAUCAGUGAUCUUCUUCACGCGACACUUUAUUGGCACUGCUUACAACUUUUGACUAUUUUAUAAUACUUUUAGCAGAAAUUUCAUCUUUACCCCUCAGCAGAGAGAUGUCUUCACACUGUACACAACCAUUUUUUUAGUAAAGAGUCUGUCUUGCUUUCAAGAAGAACUUCGCAAACCACUGGUCCUAUGUAAAAAUGCAACUGAACAUAUGAUAAUGUUGAAUCACCGUCCCACAGUACUUCUAUCCUGUUGCGCAAUGAAAUUUGUAUGUGAUGAAGCAAGUCCACAGAUGAAACCAAUGGAGUUUCUACUUCUACCCAUGUACUACGUCGUAAUGGACAGACUGCAGCUCAGGUCCGGUUCGGGAAGAAGUAUUAGGGAAUCAAUAAAGUUAGGAAAAGACUUCAGCCUGUCGCAGACAAAACGCGCCAGUUGAUUCCACUUCAUAGAGAAGAGGACUUCUGUUUGAACUACAAAUGGAAUGCUGGAAUUUUAACCACCCGAGCAUGGAAGGAAAUGCAACAAAAGGGAUAAUAUUUCCGGAAUAAAAUACUUCGGGAUAAAAGAACCACGUUUCGAUUGAUAAUCUCACUCGCACUAGACGAACCCUGUAUCAUUUCUACUUGUAUCUCAACUUGUAUCUGUUUCGCAGCCCCCGGCGGAGGUUCUGCGCUCCCAAAACUGGGUUGG
Messenger RNA from Amoebophrya sp. A120, 4488 nucleotides. The record is from the annotation of a GenBank genome assembly. NCBI's taxonomy places the organism in Eukaryota, Dinophyceae, Syndiniales, Amoebophryaceae.